This is a messenger RNA of Coffea eugenioides, 781 nucleotides long. RefSeq names its product 60S ribosomal protein L44. NCBI's taxonomy places the organism in Eukaryota, Viridiplantae, Streptophyta, Magnoliopsida, Gentianales, Rubiaceae. Gene Ontology annotation, biological process: translation. Bases 107 to 424 code for a protein of 105 amino acids. The record is from RefSeq and is a predicted model, not a curated record. Gene Ontology annotation, molecular function: structural constituent of ribosome. Gene Ontology annotation, cellular component: ribosome; cytosolic large ribosomal subunit. The transcript is spliced from 4 exons.
CGUUAUAAGCAGUCUCCGCAGAUUUAAUUUGCUAGGGUUUUCUCAGACGGUCAUAAUCCCAAAUUCCUAGAGCUCACUCUUGUGCGUCCUCUCUCCGCCGUCCAAAAUGGUUAACGUUCCAAAGACAAAGAAGACAUACUGCAAAUCCAAGGAGUGCAAAAAGCACACCUUGCACAAGGUUACACAGUAUAAGAAAGGGAAGGAUAGUCUUGCUGCUCAGGGAAAGCGUCGUUAUGAUCGCAAACAAUCAGGUUAUGGUGGACAGACCAAGCCCGUCUUCCACAAAAAGGCCAAAACUACAAAGAAGAUUGUGCUAAGGCUGCAAUGCCAGGGUUGUAAGCACGUUUCACAGCACCCUAUCAAGAGGUGCAAGCACUUUGAAAUUGGUGGUGAUAAGAAGGGAAAGGGGACCUCUCUGUUCUAAGAAGCUGGAGAAUGCCGUUGGAAUGCUUUUGUUUUGUAAUCUUUCAUUUUGUUCGACUAUUUUAGAAUAUUUAUCAUCUUAUAUGGAUUUGACGUUAAGCUGUUCUAGCAAGUAUUGAGUUGUUUGUGGAGGAUGGUUCAACUCAGUCCUUUGUCCGCUAUGAUUCAUGAUCAGUGAUUUUAAGCUUCUUCUCGUGUGUUUGCUUUAGGGCAAUUAUAUAGUUCAUAGUUGUAGUCCUUGCUGUGCAUACUUCGUCGGCGUGGGAGUUGGAUUCUUUCUCUCUCGGGGAUAUAAUUGCUGGUAAUAUAAAGUCGUUGAGGGUGAAAGGUGCUGAUUUGGUGGCUUUCUUCGUUUUCA